This is a messenger RNA of Cyphellophora attinorum, 1803 nucleotides long. RefSeq lists its product as uncharacterized. Gene Ontology annotation, molecular function: hydrolase activity. Lineage: Eukaryota; Fungi; Ascomycota; Eurotiomycetes; Chaetothyriales; Cyphellophoraceae. Bases 1 to 1803 code for a protein of 600 amino acids. The record is from RefSeq and is a predicted model, not a curated record. The transcript has a single exon.
AUGGCAGGACUCUACACCGACGAGCUGCCACCGCCAACACCUCCGCGCACUCCCCGUCGCGACAUCUCACCUCGCCCACCAUCAACAUCGAGCAGCAGACCUUCGUCUACCCACUCGAAAGACCCGUCUCUUCUCCAAGCCUCGACAUCAGUGUUCGCCCAAUCCUUCGGCACUACUUGGCGUAAAGCACUUGUCUCCUUGCCACGGAUAGUCCCAUCAUCGCUCACCUCACGGUACAUAUCACCACAGGGGCCAAGACCGUUCGUGCUUAAGUUGCCCCCAUCUCCGCCGAACAAGUAUAACAUCCCUGUUCACAUCUUCCUGGUGCUGCCAGAUGACCAUCAUGGUGGCGAAACGAUGCCUGUACCAGAAGACGGAGAUCGGCCUAGCGCAGCAAGUGCCGUUGCCGCCGCCGAGGAUCGUCGCGGUAGAAGAUUUCCGAGUCCACUCCGUGGCCACCGUCAUCGUCCACGAAAAGCAAGUCUAAAUGUCACCAAAGACGAGAAAGGCCAGCAAACACAGCGCCACACGGAGAGCCGUGAUGAAGACCCCGAUCUGUACGACGACGCGACUCCACUCGACCAACAAUUCGACCACCGCCUGAACAUCUCAGGCCGGAAACCAUUUUCCUCAAUGGUCAACCUCACCGUGCCUGACCACUACCCCGCCAGCCCGCCCUCUCCCGGACAACGCAGCUCCAGCGUGGACAAGCCACGCCCUGUAAGCAUGGACAUGCAACGGCCCAGCCAACGACCACCCCCCUCCCCACUGCCCACCACCUCCUCUCCUGUCGCUCAACGGUGGCAACGCCACAAGCGCAAAGUUCUCAACCUCCCUGUCCUCAUCGACUUCCAUGGCGGCAGCUUCAUCCUCGGCUCCCCCUCCGAACAAGCCUCCUUCUGCGCUCAGAUGGCGCGCACCUUGGGCGCCACAAACGGCUGCGUCGUCCUCAGCGUCGACUACCGCUUGGGACCCUACAGUAAAUUCCCCGCCGCAAAUGAAGACGCCGAGGACGUCGUCCGCGCCGUCCUCAAUCCCGAUAGCAUGUCCGGCCGCGUCCUCCGCGAGGAUAUCCGUCGGCACGUCUCGGACAUGCGGCGCACAGAGUGGAUCGAGCUGGACACAUCCCGACUCGCCUUCUCCGGGUUUUCCUCCGGCGGGAAUCUGGCUUUGAACCUCGUCCUCUCGAGCCCGAACGACCCUACACUCGGCAAUGGACGCGACUGGCCGUGUGUUAUCCCGCAAGACCACCCGACUCCAAUCCCCGUCCUGCUGUUCUACCCCUCUCUGGAUGCGAGAUUACUCCCUGACGAGCGCCCGCGGCCUAGCGGCUUGGAGCCACCAACAGGCUUCUUCGCCAGCCUGAAAAUCGAGAGCGAACUAAUGCCGAAAUACCUCCCCAAAGCCCAGCGCGCCCACCCCAGGGCUUCUCCUGGUUUGGCACCAGCUAGCCAAAUACAUCCGCAAGCACGAAUGCUGUUGGUGCUUCCGGAACUGGACUCCCUGUCUCAGCAGUCACAGACAUGGGUCGCCAAAAUGAGGCACGAAGGACGCGGCGCGGAUCUGGAAGUGGUUGAAGUGAAGGGGGAGAUGCACGGGUGGACACAGUUCCCGGAUCCGUGGCUGAAGACGGAGGAGAGCAAGAGGAGGAAGUAUGAGUGUUUUGAGCGGGCGGAAGGGUGGGUUGGGGGAUGGUGGUGGAUUGGGAGGGAGGGGAAGGAGCAAGGCGAACAUGCGUGGGACGAGGGGAGGAGAAGGGAGGAAGGAAGGGUGGAUGAUACGCUGUUUAGGAGGGUUGGUUAG